CAACGACUACAAGAUCAGCCAUCAAAUUAUUGAAACGGUGCGCGUCGUUAUCACCGGUCAGUGGACUGAGCCUUUCUUUUGCUUUCGGUCCGUCAUUGCGCAAUCUGACAGAUUUGACUUUUGAUCGACGUGUCAACCGAAUCUUGGGGAAUAUAAUCGUGACUUUCAACGACAUUGAUUUUUAGCUUUUGUGUGUCUGGAUUUCUUUAAUACAACCCUUGCAUCAACCCUUUGAGCCUACCACCUUGUUGGUUUUUCUUUUCCAUCGGGAGACGCAAAUCUAUGCCUAUUUUAAUGGGAAAACUGUAGCCUACUAACGGAAAUGAUCUCAGUGGCGUAGACUAGUUGCAGUCCUCGCAGCACGACUUUUCCCACACCCCGAACCAUGCCAGUGGAAGAUCCUGUUGAGGAAAACAUAAAGGCUUUCUAAAGCUCUCGGUCAAGAUGUUCGCCGGGAUGGUCACACUGGAAUGUCAGAACACAUCGAUGACAAACACCGACGGCGUUCAGUGUCGCCGGUGUGCGACAUUUGUGGAUGGUGGCCCAGGUGGCUCGGGGGUUGGCGUCUGCCGCAAGAGAAGCCAGCGAAGGCCAGGGUACAUGAGGACCGAGCUGACUAGACAGCUGGCCACCGUCACCAGGGCAGAGGAGGACAGAGCGCCCGGCCUGCCCAACGGACAGCAGCCCGGUGCUGAGACCCGCAAAGCCUCUGCCACGUGUGCCAGGAGAGCUGGCCAAGUCAGCGGUUCUUCGCCCGUCAAGGCCAAGUGUCACCGGCCGCUGCCAGCAGAGGAGCGAGGAGCGGAGGUCCAGAACGGUCGGACGCGGAGCUUGUCUUUCUCUCGUGAUGGCAGCUGUUCAGGCAGGGGCUCGUUCGGUGUAGGAUCGCCGUCCUGCUCCUCGUACCACUCAGGGUCUCCUCGGACCUCUCCAGCGAGGGACACUUUCAACUCCAGCUUCAGCUUCAUUCAGAUGUCACUGGAUGCAAGCGGGAGCUUGGAUGGAACGUUUACUGACUCUCCCUCUCAAGACUCUGUAGGUCAACUGUCACCUGAGCCUCCUUCAAACACACUUACAUCUUCAGCACUUGACCACUCACUUGGUAGCUCUUACGGAUCUGAGCAAACCAGGCUCGAUUUAGCGAUAAGGGACCAAUCACCAUCAAGGACUAGAAACUCUGAGCAAUCAUGGGCCAGUGCUCAGGCCACAAGUCAAACCUCAGGAGGUCAGUCACUCCCUGGUUUAAGUUUAGCCACUGAGGACCCUGCUUCUGUGCCUUGUAAGAGGGUAGAGAAGAUGCAGGAUUUGUACCUAGCGGGUGACUCGUGGAGGGGGGCUGGCAUCAUGCCCUGGAACAGCCGGGAGAGGAUGUCGCCCUCCGUGGCCUCGACGGACACGAGGGACAGUCCGCCCGACUCGGACUGCUGCUCCCUGGAUGCGGAGCUCACGUCCUCCCUGUCCAUGGACUCCUCGGACGCUGCCUCUGCGUCCUCGUUGACCUCGAUGACCUCGAUGACCUCGGGGUAUGAGAGCACCACUCCGUCCUCUGACCAGACCUGGGAUGGCCUCCUGAAGAAGUAUGAUGGCGUGCUGCAGGAAUGCCUGCAGAGCACCCGAACAAAUACUAAGAUUGAAUCCAUGAUGUUGAAACUUCAGAGACUACAGCAGAAGGCAGUGCUGGAUGACGACUAUGAUUCAGCGGAGCGCUUUGGGAAAAAGUUGGAGGAGCUGAGGAGAGAGCGGGCUUCCCUCCAGCCGGGCCUCCCCUCCAGACACCCAGCCGUGUGUGGCCUCCUGGACCGGCUCAGCACAGCUGUCAACAGCGCCCUCCAGAGGACAAGCACAGAAUGCAGGGAUACGGCGGAGACGUCAGGAUGUCUGGACACCCCGAGCAGCACAGAGAGUCCCCAGCGGAGGAAGGAGCUCUUGCUUCAGGAGAAGCAGCUCGUCGAGGCUGAGGUGCGCGAGCUGCGUGCGCGGCUGGCGGAGCUGGAGGAGCGCAGCGCGGCUCUGGACGAGCGGAUCGCCUGCGAGGAGCAGCAGCAGGAGCUGGAGGAGGUGGAGGGCCCCGUGCUGCGCAGCUGCACCCCGGCGCUCCUCCGGCAGAUGGGCCGCGCCCUGGAGGACCUGCUCAGCUCGCAGCACCGCACGCGCAUCUGCCUCUCGCCGCCACCUCUGCUCCUCAGACUCCAGGAACAGGAGCAGGCGCUGAGCCUGUCCAUUAAGGAAGCCACGGCCAAAGUGGUGAUGAGCCAGAGGUUAGGUGCCAGUCUCAGGAGGAAGGUGAGCGAGAGCGAGACCCAGCUGCUGGCGCUCCACGAGGCCAAGAUGGCCGCCAUCUCAGGGAACGACUUCAGCAGUGCGAAGGAGCUGAAGGCGGAGAUGAAGGCCGUGUACGGGGAGAGGGACCGCCUGGAGGGCCUGGCCAGGAAGCUGCAGGCGCUGAGCGGGGGCGGCUCCCAGGACCUGGCCCGCAUGAAGGAGCAGCACGGCCAGCUCAAGCAGGACCUGGAGCACAGGGAGGCCCAGCACGAGAGGACUCUGAAGGAGAACACGGCAAAGUACAUGGAGCUUCUGGAAGACAGACUUCACAGCUGUGGCAGCCCAGCGCUGGAGCGAGUGUGGGAGGCUGACCUGGAGGCCUGCCACCUCAUCCUGAGAGGCCUGCAGCUCCGCACCCCCAGCUGUUCGGGCCCCGAUAGCGAGGAGGUCCCCCCUUCGCCUGCCCCAGGUCCGCUCACCCAAACAUGCGCCAAAGCAGAGGCGGACUGCGCCAUGUUGACUGCCCUGGGGGGUCGCUGGUGCCCAGAAGCCAAUCUGCAGCACUCUGAAUUCACCAAGAAAUUAGAAGAGUUCCUGUUCUGCUUGGAGGACAGUCACACGGAGGACUUGAAUAGCGAUGUAGAGGAUGUGACGGGCCAGUGUGAGAGGAUCAGUGAGCAGCUUCUCUCCCUGGAAGACCAACUGCAAGCGGCCAUCGACAACCAGGACCACCAGCUUACACUGUCCUUGGAGAGGGAGGUGAAGGAGGUGAAGGUCACCCUUCAGGCGAUGCUGAUGCAGCUGCAAGAUGAAGACGAGGAUGAGGAGGAGGAGAAGGAGAAGGAGGACCACGAUGAAGAGCUGGAGGAGGAAGAUGAAGUGGAACUGGAGGAGGAUGAGCAAUAUCACGACAUCAUGGACGAUGUGGACAUAGAGGACGAUCAUUAUUUCAGCGAUAACUGGGAGAUCUGAGAACGUGGAACUGUGCAUCAUAAAAAGCCUUGAGAACGGAAUCACUGAGGACUAAAGCCUUGAGACUGAGCUCAUCAGUUUGGUAAAUCUUGAAGAUGGGCCCACCGUCCCUGCUGAAAAGAGGACAUUAUCUAUCUAACACCUCAUCAUUAAUGAUAAUCUGAGACCAGCAUUUCAUAUACAUUCCUCACGAGUAUUUGUGACCUUCCACGGCGAAAUCAGUCACAAUGUCCAAAUUUUCAAAAUCAAAGUUAUUACGUUUUCAGGAAGGGGCAUAAUCAACCUUCAAAACGAUACCUAUAUCUAAUGAAUUGAACAUCAUAUUACUGAAAUAUAAACAUUCAAAGGAGUUGUGUUCAUCCUGUCAUGCCAAUAGAAAAACGGAGAAAUCUGCCUCUGAAGUUAACCGUCGGCUCAACACUCACGAACGCUUUGUAAGGUCGCCGCUAUUACAAGAUUUACGGUACUUGUAUCAACGACACAGCACGCGGAUGGCUUGGUGGUUGUCAAUGAGUGCAUUUACCGUAAAAAUUGGAAUAGAGCGGCAAAAACGAGACGCCUCUAACUUCCUGCUUCCUCUAACUUUCUCACCUCAACAAACUCACGUUUUUAGACUACAAAAGGUCAGUUUUUCGGCGAAAUGUAUUCACGGCCGUACAGUGUAGACCUCCCACCGUUUCAAAACACUUACAAAAAAAAAUCCACAAUUUUAGCACAAGUGACAUAAAUGGCCAUUUUUCUCAGAAACGCCUGUUGCGACAAGCGACUGGUUUUGCCGUGGAACGUCAAAUUUUUGCCUCUGGUAGCAUUUACUUUUUUAGCACUGAUGUGUGUGUGUUUGUGUGCAUCUGUCUGAUAAUUUUUCAUCCAUAGGGAUGUUGUUGAUAAUGUACUCAAUGUACUCAUGAAUAAUCUCAUGAAUAAUCAGCAUGAAGGGUAGCCUAUUUGGUCACUGACUUAUGUUUCACAAAUCUAUAAUUGUUCUUCACAAUAAGUAUGCACAAUAAUUGCAUUCAUUAUGUAAGCAAUACAGGUUACUUACACAGUAGUAGUUUCACUUACUGUACAAAUUGUGGUAAAAAUGAGCUGAGGAACCGUUAAUGGUUUACAUUUACAAUAUGCAAGACUUGCUGUAAUGGGAUUGUGGUCAUGUUUGUUAUUACUGCGUUAUUACAUAAUUGUUUCACUAGUUUUUUUUGCAUUUGUCUUUUAACUCAACACACAUAUUUAAGUGUGAGCCAUUCUUUUGUAAUGGAUAUAGUUAGACAGACCCUGUAAGGAUCUACCCCUGUAUGAGACAGGCACACAACACAUGGCUCUCCAACUUGAAAUAGGAAUAUUUGAUUUGAUGCACGAAUAGGCCCAUUUAUGUUGCUUCUAUUUAUUUUGGUUUCUAUGAUUUUUAAAAACAUUCCAUAAAACUUUUUGUAUACUUGUAUGAGACUUAUUUAUUGUUUUUCAUGUUUAUUGUAUUUUUUUUAAAAUAUUUGUUUACACUGAUUGUUUUUUUUAUUCUUUUUUUGUUCAGUUUUAUAAUGCAAUUGACAUCACGUUCUAGGCUUGUUCAAGUCUUUGUAGUCUGUGUAGUGUUAGUAUGACCAGUGUGAGAAAUUACCUGGUGGCAAGGCAAUCAGGGUGUCCCCCUUACACACCGCCAGUGUUACACCAAACCUAGAGUGGAGGUUGAAAAAUAUUCUGUCUUAAGAAGGAUUCAGACCAAAGAUUCCCAACGAGACGAGACCAGUCGCGCCGCGACGUUCUAAAACCUUGAAACUGUUAUUAAACAUGUUGAAUGCUCUGCGAUGGCUUGCAACUACAGUACAUGCAACAUUUAAUUCACACCACUGCACCGUCGUGUUGGGAAUCUUUGGUGUGAAUUGGGCUUUACCUUUAUAAAGAAUGGACCCCAAAGAACCCCCAAAAUGCAUCUCUUGAGGCUUUCAGGGGGUGACAAGUGUCAAUCAGGGGGUCUUGCACCCUGUUUUGCAUCCUGAAUAUGACACAUUUUAAUGGAUUUUGCAUAAUGCAUUUUUCUGAUGACGAUUGGACAAAAAUGAUUUAGUAGUCCAUGAUAAAAGCAAUUUUGGUGCAUCAUCAACUUAAUUAAGCUAGCAGUGUUAAAACAGGCUGGGUCUGCACAAAUGUGUCUCUUUUGCUUCUUUGAAAAAGCAUUGAGGGAGAUGUCUUUUGUAAUUUUGUACAUCAACUUUGGUAAUUGUGGUAUUUUUUUUCUCUUAUUAAGCACUUUGUUAUCAUUAUGAAGGAUCUUAAUCUUAGGUUUUAAAUGCAAUGUGCCAGCUAAUGAAAAGUCCUUCCACUCUUAACAAGCACAGUUUGGGUUGAAUGUUUAUUUCUUGGCUUUUACCUGUAACAGCUUCAAAACCACUGUAGGGUACCGAGCCACUGACGUCUCAUUCUUCCUCUUUUAACCUAUGAUAUCUACGUUGCAUUCCCUUGCUUAUUGUGCAGAAGUAUGAUUAUACUUUGUAUGUAAACAGUUUAAGUUUAAGACCAAUGACAUGUAUUUUUAUUCCCUUUCUGAAAAAUAAAAGAAGGAACAUGA
Messenger RNA from Sardina pilchardus (European sardine), 5797 nucleotides. It is a transcript of the gene disc1, whose product is annotated as DISC1 scaffold protein. Gene Ontology annotation, biological process: cilium assembly; neuron migration. The transcript has 14 exons. NCBI's taxonomy places the organism in Eukaryota, Metazoa, Chordata, Actinopteri, Clupeiformes, Clupeidae. The coding region runs from base 445 to 3234 and encodes 929 amino acids. Gene Ontology annotation, cellular component: centrosome; intermediate filament cytoskeleton; microtubule. The record is from RefSeq and is a predicted model, not a curated record.